AUGGAACAGAACUGUAGAACCUCCACCUCCUCCACAUCACCACCUCCUCCACAUCACCACCACCUCCUCCACAUCACCACCUCCUCCUCCACAUCACCUCCUCCUCCACCUCCUCCACAUCACCACCUCCUCCACAUCACCACCACCUCCUCCACAUCACCACCUCCUCCUCCACAUCACCUCCUCCUCCACCUCCUCCACAUCACCACCUCCUCCACAUCACCACCACCUCCUCCACAUCACCACCUCCUCCACAUCACCACCACCUCCUCCACAUCACCACCUCCUCCUCCACAUCACCUCCUCCUCCACAUCACCACCUCCUCCACCUCGUCCACAUCACCACCUCCUCCACCUCCUCCACACCUCCACCUCCUCCACAUCACCACCUCCUCCACAUCACCUCCUCCUCCACAUCACCACCUCCUCCACAUCACCACCUCCUCCUCCUCCACAUCACCUCCUCCUCCACAUCACCACCUCCUCCACAUCACCUCCCUCAUCCACAUCACCUCCUCCUCCACAUCACCACCUCCUCCACAUCACCACCUCCUCCUCCACACCACCACCUCCUCCACAUCACCACCUCCUCCUCCACAUCACCACCUCCUCCACCACAUCACCUCCUCCUCCACAUCACCACCUCCUCCACAUCUCCACCUCCUCCACAUCUCCACCUCCUCCACAUCACCACCUCCUCCACACCACCACCUCCUCCACAUCACCACCUCCUCCACAUCACCACCUCCUCCACACCACCACCACCUCCACAUCUCCACCUCCUCCACAUCUCCACCUCCUCCACAUCACCUCCUCCUCCACAUCACCACCUCCUCCACAUCACCACCACCUCCACAUCUCCACCUCCUCCACAUCACCACCUCCUCCACAUCACCACCACCUCCACAUCUCCACCUCCUCCACAUCACCACCUCCUCCACAUCACCUCCUCCUCCACAUCACCACCUCCUCCACAUCACCACCACCUCCACAUCUCCACCUCCUCCACAUCACCACCUCCUCCACAUCACCACCUCCUCCACAUCACCUCCUCCUCCACAUCACCUCCUCCUCCACAUCACCACCACCUCCUCCACAUCACCACCACCUCCUCCACAUCACCACCUCCUCCACAUCACCUCCUCCUCCACAUCUCCACCUCCUCCUCCACAUCACCUCCUCCUCCACAUCACCACCACCUCCUCCACAUCACCACCACCUCCACAUCACCACCACCUCCUCCACAUCACCACCUCCUCCACAUCACCUCCUCCUCCACAUCACCUCCUCCUCCACAUCACCUCCUCCUCCACAUCACCUCCUCCUCCACAUCACCACCCCCUCCACAUCACCUCCUCCUCCACAUCACCACCUCCUCCACAUCACCUCCUCCUCCACAUCACCACCCCCUCCACAUCACCUCCUCCACAUCACCUCCUCCUCCACAUCACCGCCUCCUCCACAUCACCACCUCCUCCACAUCACCUCCUCCUCCACAUCACCUCCUCCUCCACAUCACCACCUCCUCCACACCACCACCUCCUCCACAUCACCACCUCCUCCACAUCACCUCCUCCUCCACAUCACCAUCUCCUCCACAUCACCUCCUCCUCCACAUCACCACUUCCUCCACAUCACCUCCUCCUCCACAUCACCUCCUCCUCCACAUCACCUCCUCCGCCACGUCACCUCCUCCUCCACAUCACCUCCUCCUCCACAUCACCACCCCCUCCACAUCACCUCCUCCACAUCACCUCCUCCUCCACAUCACCUCCUCCUCCACAUCACCACCUCCUCCACAUCACCUCCUCCUCCACAUCACCUCCUCCUCCACAUCACCACCUCCUCCACACCACCACCUCCUCCACAUCACCACCUCCUCCACAUCACCACCUCCUCCACAUCACCACCUCCUCCUCCACAUCACCACCUCCUCCACCUCGUCCACAUCACCACCUCCUCCACAUCACCACCUCCUCCACAUCACCACCUCCUCCACCUCGUCCACAUCACCACCUCCUCCACAUCACCACCUCCUCCACAUCACCACCUCCUCCUCCACAUCACCACCUCCUCCACCUCCUCCACAUCACCUCCUCCUCCACAUCACCACCUCCUCCUCCACACCUCCACCUCCUCCACAUCACCACCUCCUCCACACCACCACCUCCUCCAAAUCACCACCUCCUCCACAUCACCACCUCCUCCACAUCACAUCCUCCUCCACAUCACCUCCUCCACAUCACCACCUCCUCCACAUCACCACCUCCUCCACCUCGUCCACAUCACCACCUCCUCCACCUCGUCCACAUCACCACCUCCUCCACAUCACCUCCUCCUCCACAUCACCACCUCCUCCUCCACAUCACCACCUCCUCCACAUCACCUCCACCUCCUCCACAUCACCACCUCCUCCACACCACCACCUCCUCCACAUCACCACCUCCUCCUCCACAUCACCACCUCCUCCACAUCACCACCUCCUCCACAUCACCUCCUCCUCCACAUCACCUCCUCCACAUCACCACCUCCUCCACAUCACCACCUCCUCCACACCACCACCUCCUCCACAUCACCACCUCCUCCUCCACAUCACCACCUCCUCCACAUCACCACCUCCUCCUCCACAUCACCACCUCCUCGUCCACAUCACCUCCUCCACAUCACCACCCCCUCCACAUCACCUCCUCCUCCACAUCACCUCCUCCUCCACAUCACCACCUCCUCCACAUCACCUCCUCCUCCACAUCACCACCUCCUCCACAUCACCACCUCCUCCACAUCACCACCUCCUCCACAUCACCUCCUCCUACACACCUCCUCCUCCUCCACAUCACCUCCUCCUCCACAUCACCACCUCCUCCUCCACAUCACCUCCUCCUCCACAUCACCUCCUCCUCCACAUCACCACCUCCUCCAAAUCACCACCUCCUCCACACCACCACCUCCUCCUCCACACCACCACCUCCUCCACAUCACCACCUCCUCCUCCACAUCACCACCUCCUCCACACCACCACCUCCUCCACAUCACCACCUCCUCCUCCACACCACCACCUCCUCCACAUCACCACCUCCUCCUCCACAUCACCACCUCCUCCACACCACCACCUCCUCCACAUCACCACCUCCUCCUCCACAUCACCACCUCCUCCACAUCACCUCCUCCUCCACAUCACCACCACCUCCCACACCACCACCUCCUUCACAUCACCACCUCCUCCUCCACAUCACCACCUCCUCCACAUCACCACCACCUCCUCCACAUCACCACCUCCUCCUCCACAUCACCUCCUCCUCCACAUCACCACCUCCUCCACCUCGUCCACAUCACCACCUCCUCCACAUCACCUCCUCCUCCACAUCACCUCCUCCACAUCACCACCUCCUCCACAUCACCACCUCCUCCACACCACCACCUCCUCCACAUCACCACCUCCUCCUCCACAUCACCACCUCCUCCACAUCACAACCUCCUCCUCCACAUCACCACCUCCUCGUCCACAUCACCUCCUCCACAUCACCACCCCCUCCACAUCACCUCCUCCUCCACAUCACCUCCUCCCCCACAUCACCACCUCCUCCACAUCACCACCUCCUCCACAUCACCUCCUCCUCCACAUCACCACCUCCUCCACAUCACCACCUCCUCCACAUCACCACCUCCUCCACAUCACCUCCUACACAUCACCACCUCCUCCACAUCACCUCCUCCUCCACACCACCACCUCCUCCACAUCACCACCUCCUCCUCCUCCACCAUCACCUCCUCCUCCACAUCACCACCUCCUCCACAUCACCACCUCCUCCUCCACAUCACCUCCUCCUCCACAUCACCACCUCCUCCAAAUCACCACCUCCUCCACACCACCCACCUCCUCGUCCACACCACCACCUCCUCCACAUCACCACCUCCUCCUCCACAUCACCACCUCCUCCACACCACCACCUCCUCCACAUCACCACCUCCUCCUCCACAUCACCACCUCCUCCACAUCACCUCCUCCUCCACAUCACCACCACCUCCCACACCACCACCUCCUUCACAUCACCACCUCCUCCUCCACAUCACCACCUCCUCCACAUCACCACCACCUCCUCCACAUCACCACCUCCUCCUCCACAUCACCUCCUCCUCCACAUCACCACCUCCUCCACCUCGUCCACAUCACCACCUCCUCCACCUCCUCCACCUCCUCCACACCUCCACCUCCUCCACCUCCUCCACAUCACCACCUCCUCCACAUCACCUCCUCCUCCACAUCACCACCUCCUCCACAUCACCACCUCCUCCUCCUCCACAUCACCUCUCCUCCUCCACAUCACCACCUCCUCCACAUCACCUCCUCAUCCACAUCACCUCCUCCUCCACAUCACCACCUCCUCCACAUCACCACCUCCUCCACAUCACCACCUCCUCCUCCACACCACCACCUCCUCCACAUCACCACCUCCUCCUCCACAUCACCUCCUCCUCCACAUCACCACCUCCUCCACAUCUCCACCUCCUCCACAUCUCCACCUCCUCCACAUCACCACCUCCUCCACACCACCACCUCCUCCACAUCACCACCUCCUCCACAUCACCACCUCCUCCACACCACCACCACCUCCACAUCUCCACCUCCUCCACAUCUCCACCUCCUCCACAUCACCACCUCCUCCACAUCACCACCACCUCCACAUCUCCACCUCCUCCACAUCACCACCUCCUCCACAUCACCACCACCUCCACAUCUCCACCUCCUCCACAUCACCACCUCCUCCACAUCACCUCCUCCUCCACAUCACCACCUCCUCCACAUCACCACCACCUCCACAUCUCCACCUCCUCCACAUCACCACCUCCUCCACAUCACCACCUCCUCCACAUCACCUCCUCCUCCACAUCUCCACCUCCUCCUCCACAUCACCUCCUCCUCCACAUCACCACCACCUCCUCCACAUCACCACCACCUCCUCCACAUCACCACCUCCUCCACAUCACCUCCUCCUCCACAUCUCCACCUCCUCCUCCACAUCACCUCCUCCUCCACAUCACCACCACCUCCUCCACAUCACCACCACCUCCUCCACAUCACCACCUCCUCCACAUCACCUCCUCCUCCACAUCACCUCCUCCUCCACAUCACCUCCUCCUCCACAUCACCACCUCCUCCACAUCACCACCCCCUCCACAUCACCUCCUCCUCCACAUCACCACCUCCUCCACAUCACCUCCUCCUCCACAUCACCACCCCCUCCACAUCACACUCCUCCACAUCACCUCCUCCUCCACAUCACCGCCUCCUCCACAUCACCACCUCCUCCACAUCACCUCCUCCUCCACAUCACCUCCUCCUCCACAUCACCACCUCCUCCACACCACCACCUCCUCCACACCACCACCUCCUCCACAUCACCACCUCCUCCACAUCACCUCCUCCUCCACAUCACCACCUCCUCCACAUCACCUCCUCCUCCACAUCACCACUUCCUCCACAUCACCUCCUCCUCCACAUCACCUCCUCCUCCACAUCACCUCCUCCUCCACAUCACCACCCCCUCCACAUCACCUCCUCCACAUCACCUCCUCCUCCACAUCACCUCCUCCUCCACAUCACCACCUCCUCCACAUCACCUCCUCCUCCACAUCACCUCCUCCUCCACAUCACCACCUCCUCCACACCACCACCUCCUCCACAUCACCACCUCCUCCACAUCACCACCUCCUCCACAUCACCACCUCCUCCUCCACAUCACCUCCUCCUCCACAUCACCACCACCUCCUCCACAUCACCACCACCUCCUCCACAUCACCACCUCCUCCACAUCACCUCCUCCUCCACAUCUCCACCUCCUCCUCCACAUCACCUCCUCCUCCACAUCACCACCACCUCCUCCACAUCACCACCACCUCCUCCACAUCACCACCUCCUCCACAUCACCUCCUCCUCCACAUCUCCACCUCCUCCUCCACAUCACCACCACCUCCUCCACAUCACCUCCUCCUCCACAUCACCUCCUCCUCCACAUCACCUCCUCCUCCACAUCACCUCCUCCUCCACAUCACCACCCCCUCCACAUCACCUCCUCCUCCACAUCACCACCUCCUCCACAUCACCUCCUCCUCCACAUCACCACCCCCUCCACAUCACCUCCUCCACACCUCCUCACAUCCUCCUCCUCCUCCACACAUCACCGCCUCCUCCACAUCCCACUCCACACCACCUCCUCCUCCACAUCACCUCCUCCUCCACACAUCCACCACACCUCCCUCCACAUCACAUCACCUCCUCCACAUCACCUCCUCCUCCACAUCACCACCUCCUCCACAUCACCACCAUCCUCCACAUCACCACCUCCUCCACAUCACCACCUCCUCCACAUCACCACCUCCUCCUCCACAUCACCACCUCCUCCACCUCGUCCACAUCACCACCUCCUCCACAUCACCACCAUCCUCCUCCACAUCACCACCUCCUCCACCUCGUCCACAUCACCACCUCCUCCACAUCACCACCUCCUCCACAUCACCACCUCCUCCUCCACAUCACCACCUCCCUCCACCUCCUCCACAUCACCUCCUCCUCCACAUCACCACCUCCUCCAUCAUCCACACCUCCACAUCACCUCCACCUCCUCCACAUCACACCACCUCCUCCACAUCCACCACCUCCUCCACAUCACCACCUCCUCCACAUCACCACCUCCUCCACAUCCACCACCUCCUCCACAUCACCACCUCCUCCACAUCACCACCUCCUCCACAUCCACACCACCUCCUCCACAUCACCACCUCCUCCACCUCGUCCACAUCACCACCUCCUCCACAUCACCACCUCCUCCACAUCACCACCUCCUCCACAUCACCACCUCCUCCACAUCACCCUCCUCCUCCACACCACCACCUCCUCCACAUCAUCUCCUCCUCCUCCACAUCACCACCUCCUCCACAUCACCACCUCCUCCACAUCACCACCUCCUCCACAUCACCACCUCCUCCACAUCACCACCUCCUCCACAUCACCACCUCCUCCUCCACACCACCACCUCCUCCACAUCACCACCUCCUCCUCCACAUCACCACCUCCUCCACAUCACCACCUCCUCCUCCACAUCACCACCUCCUCCUCCACAUCACCACCUCCUCCACAUCACCACCUCCUCCACAUCACCACCCUCCUCCACAUCACCACCCCUCCUCCACAUCACCUCCUCCUCCACAUCACCCUCCAUCCUCCACAUCACCACCUCCUCCACAUCACCUCCUCCUACACAUCACCAUCCUCCUCCACAUCACCACCUCCUCCACAUCACCUCACCUCCUCCACAUCACCACCAUCCUCCUCCACAUCACCACCUCCUCCACAUCACCCACCUCCUCCUCCACAUCACCACCUCCUCCACAUCACCUCCUCACUCCACAUCACCCUCCUCCUCCACAUCACCACCUCCUCCACAUCACCACCUCCUCCACAUCACCACCUCCUCCUCCACAUCACCACCUCCUCCUCCACAUCACCUCCUCCUCCACAUCACCACCUCCUCCACAUCACCACCUCCUCCACAUCACCACCUCCUCCUCCUCCACAUCACCACCUCCUCCACAUCACCACCUCCUCCACAUCACCACCACCUCCCCACACCACCACCUCCUCCACAUCCAUCCACCUCCUCCUCCACAUCCCACCCUCCUCCAUCACCUCCUCAUCAUCACCUCCCUCCAUCACCUCCUCCAUCACCUCCUCCAUCACCUCCACACAUCACCUCCUCCUCCACAUCACCACCACCACCCACACCUCCACCAUCACCUCCUCUAUCACCUCCUCCAUCCACCUCCUCCAUCACCACCUCCAUCACCUCCACCAUCACCUCCUCCAUCACCUCCUCCAUCACCUCCUCCAUCACCUCCUCCAUCACCACCUCCAUCACCUCCUCCACAUCACCUCCUCCUCACAUCACCUCCUCCAUCACCUCCACCUCACCUCCUCCAUCCCACCUCCUCCAUCACCUCCUCAUCACCUCCUCCAUCACCACCUCCUCCAUCACCUCCUCCAUCACCCCUCCAUCACCUCCUCACCCUCCUCCAUCACCUCCUCCAUCACCUCCUCCAUCACCUCCUCCAUCACCUCCUCCAUCACCUCCUCCUCCCUCCUCCAUCACCUCCUCCAUCACCUCCUCCAUCACCUCCUCCAUCACCUCCUCCAUCACCUCCUCCAUCACCUCCUCCAUCACCUCCUCCAUCACCUCCUCCUCACCUCCUCCAUCACCUCCUCCAUCACCUCCUCCAUCACCUCCUCAUCACCUCCUCCAUCACCUCCUCCAUCACCUCCUCCAUCACCUCCUCCAUCACCUCCUCCAUCACCUCCUCCAUCACCUCCUCCAUCACCUCCUCCAUCACCUCCUCCAUCACCUCCUCCAUCACACCACCUCAUCACCUCCUCCAUCACCUCCUCCAUCACCUCCUCCAUCACCUCCUCCAUCACCUCCUCCAUCACCUCCUCCAUCACCUCCUCCAUCACCUCCUCAUCACCUCCUCCAUCACCUCCUCCAUCACCUCCUCCAUCACCUCCUCCAUCACCUCCUCAUCACCUCCUCCAUCACCUCCUCCAUCACCUCCUCCAUCACCUCCUCCACCUCACCUCACUCCUCAUCACCUCCUCCAUCACCUCCUCCAUCACCUCCUCCAUCACCUCCUCCAUCACCUCCUCCAUCACCUCCUCCAUCACCUCCUCCAUCACCUCCUCCAUCACCUCCUCCAUCACCUCCUCCAUCACCUCCUCCAUCACCUCCUCCAUCACCUCCUCCAUCACCUCCUCCAUCACCUCCUCCAUCACCUCCUCCCAUCACCUCCUCAUCACCUCCUCCAUCACCUCCUCCAUCACCUCCUCCAUCACCUCCUCCAUCACCUCCUCAUCACCUCCUCCAUCACCUCCUCCAUCAUCACCUCCUCCAUCACCUCCUCCAUCACCUCCUCAUCACCUCCUCCAUCACCUCCUCCAUCACCUCCUCCAUCACCUCCUCCAUCACCUCCUCCAUCACCUCCUCCAUCACCUCCUCCAUCACCUCCUCCAUCACCUCCUCCAUCACCUCCUCAUCACCUCCUCAUCACCUCCUCCAUCACCUCCUCCAUCACCUCCUCCAUCACCUCCUCCACCUCACCUCCUCCAUCACCUCCUCCAUCACCUCCUCCAUCACCUCCUCAUCACCUCCUCAUCACCUCCUCCAUCACCUCCUCCAUCACCUCCUCCAUCAUCCUCCUCCAUCACCUCCUCCAUCACCUCCUCCAUCACCUCCUCCAUCACCUCCUCCAUCACCUCCUCCAUCACCUCCUCCAUCACCUCCUCCAUCACCUCCUCCAUCACCUCCUCCAUCACCUCCUCAUCACCUCCUCCAUCACCUCCUCCAUCACCUCCUCAUCACCUCUCUCCUCACCUCCUCCACCAUCACCUCCUCCAUCACCUCCUCCAUCACCUCCUCCAUCACCUCCUCCAUCACCUCCUCCAUCACCUCCUCCAUCACCUCCUCCAUCACCUCCUCCAUCACCUCCUCCAUCACCUCCUCCAUCACCUCCUCCAUCACCUCCUCCAUCACCUCCUCCAUCACCUCCUCCAUCACCUCCUCCCUCACCUCCUCCAUCACCUCCUCCAUCACCUCCUCCAUCACCUCCUCCAUCACCUCCUCCAUCACCUCCUCCAUCACCUCCUCCAUCACCUCCUCCAUCACCUCCUCCAUCACCUCCUCCAUCACCUCCUCCAUCACCUCCUCCAUCACCUCCUCCAUCACCUCCUCCAUCACCUCCUCCAUCACCUCCUCCAUCACCUCCUCCAUCACCUCCUCCAUCACCUCCUCCAUCACCUCCUCCAUCACCUCCUCCACUCACCCUCCUCCAUCACCCUCCUCCAUCACCUCCUCCAUCACCUCCUCCAUCACCUCCUCCAUCACCUCCUCCAUCACCUCCUCCAUCACCUCCUCCAUCACCUCCUCCAUCACCUCCUCCAUCACCUCCUCCAUCACCUCCUCCAUCACCUCCUCCAUCACCUCCUCCAUCACCUCCUCCAUCACCUCCUCCAUCACCUCCUCCAUCACCUCCUCCAUCACCUCCUCCAUCACCUCCUCCAUCACCUCCUCCAUCACCUCCUCCAUCACCUCCUCCAUCACCUCCUCCAUCACCUCCUCAUCACCUCCUCCAUCACCUCCUCCAUCACCACCCACCCCAUCACCUCCUCCAUCACCUCCUCCAUCACCUCCUCCAUCACCUCCUCCAUCACCUCCUCCACUCCUCACCCUCCUCCAUCACCUCCACCAUCACCUCCUCCAUCACCUCCUCCAUCACCUCCUCCAUCACCUCCUCUAUCACCUCCUCCAUCACCUCCUCCAUCCACCUCCUCAUCACCUCCUCCAUCACCUCCUCCUCAUCACUCCACCAUCACCUCCUUCAUCACCUCCUCCAUCACCUCCUCCAUCACCUCCUCCAUCACCUCCUCCGUCACCUCCUCCAUCACCUCCUCCAUCACCUCCUAUCACCUCCUCCAUCACCUCCUCCAUCCACCUCCUCAUCACCUCCUCCAUCACCUCCUCCAUCACCUCCACCAUCACCUCCUUCCAUCACCUCCUCCAUCACCUCCUCCAUCACCUCCUCCAUCACCUCCUCCGUCACCUCCUCCAUCACCUCCUCCAUCACCUCCUCCAUCACCUCCUUAUCACCUCCACCAUCACCUCCUCCAUCACCUCCACCCUCACCUCCUCCAUCACCUCCUCCAUCACCUCCUCAUCACCUCCUCCAUCCACCUCCUCCAUCACCUCCUCAUCACCUCCUCCAUCACCUCCUCCAUCACCUCCACCAUCACCUCCUCCAUCACCUCCUCCAUCACCUCCUCCAUCACCUCCUCUAUCACCUCCUCCAUCACCUCCUCCAUCCACCUCCUCCAUCACCUCCUCCAUCACCUCCACCAUCACCUCCUCCAUCACCUCCUCCAUCACCUCCUCCAGCACCUCCUCCAUCACCUCCUCCGUCACCUCCUCAUCACCUCCUCCAUCACCUCCUUAUCCCUCCUCCAUCACCUCCUCCAUCACCUCCUCCAUCACCUCCUCCAUCACCUCCUCCAUCACCUCCUCCAUCACCUCCUCCAUCACCUCCUCCAUCACCUCCUCCGUCACCUCCUCCAUCACCUCCUCCAUCACCUCCUCCAUCACCUCCUCCAUCACCUCCUCCAUCACCUCCUCCAUCACCUCCUCCAUCACCUCCUCCAUCACCUCCUCCAGCACCUCCUCCAUCACCUCCUCCAGGAAGUGA
Molecule: messenger RNA, 11277 nt
Organism: Knipowitschia caucasica
Lineage: Eukaryota; Metazoa; Chordata; Actinopteri; Gobiiformes; Gobiidae
Source: the annotation of a GenBank genome assembly